CCGGUGACCUUUUUCUCUUUCGUUAAAACAAAAAAAAAAAACUCACAACUUUUCCCCCCACAGAAAAGUUGGCAAGGAGUGAAUGAGCGGUGCGUCUCUCCGUGACUGCGGAACUGAAAGAUGGAAGUAAAUGUCCCUGGGCUGGCGGCAAUCGUGAUAUUUUAUAUUUUCAUUCUGGCCACCGGGAUCUGGGCUUCUAGAAAAUCCAAGGAACAAGAGAAAAAUGGCGGGGUCAGCAAGAGCGAGGUCACCAUAGUUGGGGGCCGCAACAUCAGUGUUCUGGUGGGGGUGUUCACCAUGGCAGCCACCUGGGUGGGAGGAGGUUUCAUCAUGGCCACUGCUGAGGCUGUUUAUACUCCUUCUAAAGGUCUUAUAUGGGCCAUGGGGCCUCCUGCAUAUGCCAUCAACUUCCUUCUGGCGGGAUUGUUUUUUGCCAAACCCAUGAGAUCGAAACGGUACAUGACCAUGUUGGACCCAUUUCAGCAUUGCUAUGGCAACCCAUUCACCACAGCACUGCUGUUUCCUGCACUGCUCAGCGAUAUCUUGUGGGUGUCCUGCAUCCUCACCGCUCUGGGAGGGACAAUAAGUGUGAUUGUAGGACUGUCCUCCACCGUCUCCAUUGUCAUCUCUGCUGCUGUGUCCAUAAUCUACACACUAAUGGGGGGUCUGUACUCAGUUGCCUACACUGAUGUCCUCCAGCUUUCCUUUGUCUUCAUUGGCCUGUGGCUCUGCAUCCCGUUCUUAGUUGUCAAUCCGGUCAUUGACCUCACACACACAACCUUCCUGAACCAAUCAAAUGAUAGACCAUGGCUAGGUGAACUGAAGCUGGAGGACGCAGGGAAAUGGACAGAUGAGAUGCUCCUAUUGUCUCUAGGUGGGCUGGCCUACCAGGCUUUACACCAGCGUAUCCUCUCUGCAGCCUCCUCUGCUCAGGCUCAGGUCACCUGCUUUGCUGCCGCCGGGGUAGUCUUACUUGCAGGAAUUCCUUCAGUUGUCAUUGGAGUAGUGACUGCCGCUACAGACUGGAACCAGACAGCAUAUGGCCUACCUCCCCCCUAUGAACGCGGGGACGCAGGGAAGAUCCUGCCGCUGGCCCUGCAGUAUCUCACACCCUUAUGGGUCUCCGUGUUGGGCAUUGGCUCUGUAGCUGCAGCAGUCAUGUCGUCUGUGGACUCUGUGCUGCUAUCCUCGGCAUCCAUGUUUACCCAGAACAUAUACAAGAGCACUUUGAGGAAGCAGGCUUCUGAGCAAGAGCUGCAGUGGGUGAUCCGGGUUAGUGUGUUGCUGGUAGGUCUGGCUGGCACAGGCCUGGCAUUUGUUGGCGACAGUGUGCUCGCCUACUGGUUGUUGAGCGGGGACCUCCUCUUCUGUGUCGUCUUCCCCCAAGUCAUCUGCGUGCUUUACUGCAGCUAUGCUAACAGCUACGGCGCCAUCACCGGCUACAUUGCAGGGCUGCUGUUGCGUUUGCUGAGUGGAGAACCGCUGCUGGGGAUCCCUCCCGUGAUCCUGUACCCUGGCUGGAAGGAGGAAGGUGGGAUAAUGAUCCAAAGCUUCCCCUUCAGGACUCUGGCUAUGCUGGUCUCUCUGCUUUGUAUCCCUACAGGGUCCUGGCUGGCAGAGCUGGGCUUCUCUCAGCGCCUACUGCCUCACUCCUGGGACCUGCUGGGGAUAUUCAGGGAGAAACAGGGGGUGACAGAGGAGCAGGAAACUCAGGAUACAUAUGUACUUCAUACGCGCUUGUAGGAUUAAAUUAAGCACCGUUUUACCGAAACACAUGCACGCUUUCUGUUCUUGCACUUUUCUCUUCUCCAUCUAGUAUCAGUAUGGGAGCACAAAGGAACAGGGUCAUGCGCACAUGCACAAAGAGUUAUCCCGAUAUGCGUGAACUGGUGGGCCUAAAAAGUACCCUAAUUCACAGUGGUGCAGACCUGUGGGUGAAGCGUAGGUGCUUCUCCACUACUAAUGAAUUGAUUGACUAAUAUCCUUGUUAUCCUAAUUUACUGUAACAUGGAUAAAAAAAACCAAACAUAUUCUGUCGCCAUCAGCUCCUGUGAUAUGUCCCAGACUAUUCGAACCUAACUCAUAUGAUCGUGAUAGUAAGUUAUUCUACGAGACACUUUUGGAAUAUUAGGAGGAGACAGAGGAGAGCACUGGAGAAAAUUUUGUGGAUAUUCUCAGGGAAAUUGACCGUCUCUUAAGUAUUAUCAGUGUGCACAAUUUUGACUUUUUUAAAAAAAAUUUUUUUACAAUGAUUCUUUUGACCUAAUAUGAGAUAUUUUGUGAUUAAGACGACAAUGUAAAAUAUAAACUUUGCAUUUGA
Molecule: messenger RNA, 2320 nt
Organism: Lampris incognitus (smalleye Pacific opah)
Lineage: Eukaryota; Metazoa; Chordata; Actinopteri; Lampriformes; Lampridae
Product: high affinity choline transporter 1-like
Exons: 9
Coding region: 121-1743 (540 amino acids)
Biological process (GO): choline transport; transmembrane transport; acetylcholine biosynthetic process
Cellular component (GO): plasma membrane
Molecular function (GO): choline:sodium symporter activity
Source: RefSeq, a predicted model, not a curated record